GAAAUUAUUUAGCAUCGUGAAACCAAGUACCACAUUGGUUGAUUUCGACUUUUUUGGUUAUUCAAAGGCAUUAGUAUCCCCAGCCAUUAGCAUGACACUUUCAAAUACCUCCCCCACCAAUGUUCCGGUGGCCACCCCUGUCUGGAACUCAUUGUCGAAAAAUCAAACGUUGAUGAUUCGGCAGAUCUUGGAUGGUCAACAUGACCUCACAUCCUCAGUGUUCUUAGACAUCAAGCCGUGCUUGAAAGAUAAUCGGGUAUUUGAAUUGAAGCAGUUCUGCGGGUGUCGCUUGAAAUCCCAGUACGAAGAUCUAUUUGGCGCCAUGUCUCAGGUAAUCUGCAAGGUGAUUGCCAAAGAGUGGAUCAAGGUAAUUUGUCCUCAGAAACAAGGGUUGUUUCCAUACAGAAUGGCCGAAACACCCUCGUGGUGGCCACUGCAAGUCCCCCACGUCGAGCCCGAUCACUUGGACAAGUUUAAUCGGAUCGAGUUGCUAGUCAGUAUCUUGAGAAACAAGGACAUCGAUUUGGUGAAGUUGAAGACGUCGGUCCGCAACUUGAACGCCUUGUCGGCAAACAUCGAAGGCUGGAGGUACCAGGUGCAAAAAUUGAUAUACGAAUUAUUCUAUUUGAGUUUGUACGAGAGAUUUUAUUUCCGGUAUGGAGUUAACCUCGAUCUUCUUGCUCAGUGCUCGGACCAAGAACGGUACCUCUUACAUCAAAACGUGGUUUUAAUUCGGGUAUCCAACUUGGACAAAGUGACCUUGAGGGAAAUCCAGCCGAACAUGCUCAAUGAAGAUAUCUUUAGUCUUGAAGUAAAGGAGAAACCGAAAGAGCCAAAGGAACCAAAAAAACCAAAGAAAACUCCAGUUAUUACCAAACCAAAGAAAGCUGGAGCUAUUGCUAAAUCAAAAGGUGAUGUGCAAACCCACAAGAAGCAUAAACAAAAAAAGGUUGCAACUAAGGCCCACACUAGCAAACUGAAGAAGAAGAAGGUUUCAGUCAAGCGUGAGACGAGUGACGACGAACAGCUUUUCUCUGAUCACUACACUUGUUCCACUGUGCGGACGGGCUCGUUGGAUAUCACCACUGCAGAAGAUAUCAAGAAAGAAGAUGAAUCCACUACAGAGUACCCGGUCAUGAGAGUAGCGAGCGACUCGUCCAUCAGCUCAAUAAGCGAGUCUGAAGACAACUUGACGUUCUACUUUGGGCCUUCAGCACCGAUCGCGUAGAAGUUACUCCAUCUUGUGAUAUUCAGUUCUACACCCAUUUUUUUAAUGUAUACCUGUUGUUCUCCUCCCAGCGAAUAAUACAUUCUAUGUAGUUACAUAUAAUUACAACCAAAUCAUGAAAAUCAUAAUUAUGAUUACUAAAGUACAAGAUGGAUAAACCAUACACAAUGCAAUGAUCCAUAAGUGAUCCCGUUCACGGUUUCAUAUGAUAGUUAUAAUUGAAGGUGCCGUUAUUGACUUGAUUCGACGAGGACCGUCUUUGAGAGCCACGCACACCCAAUGGGUUCUUGGAGAACGACAACCGGAUACCUCCCUUACCGUUGGAACUAGAUGGCCGUGGUAAGAUACGGCCAUAAAGCUCAGCCAACGCCCUGGUGGCAUGGGCCACGUCUUCAAACUCCACAAAGCACAUGGGUCCAUGGUUGUUGGAACCAGAGCCUGAUGCAUUUGCUUUUGUGCGGAACAGCAAGCGUCUGAAACCUUUUUGAGGAGAGAACAAAGCCCGCAAUUCCUGUUCGGUAGCGUCUGGUGGUAAGUUUCCCACGUAAAGGGUAUUGCAGGGAGGGUUCUGGUCGGCCGGGUUGGCAGGGGGAGGGACACGGGCCAAGAGUGAUAAGUCUGGUACGUCCUUGCGAGCCCCACCAGCCACCUGUUGAAUGGGACUGGUGAUGGCGGCAGACGGC
This is a messenger RNA of Yamadazyma tenuis ATCC 10573, 1911 nucleotides long. RefSeq lists its product as uncharacterized. Gene Ontology annotation, cellular component: nucleus. The record is from RefSeq and is a predicted model, not a curated record. NCBI's taxonomy places the organism in Eukaryota, Fungi, Ascomycota, Pichiomycetes, Serinales, Debaryomycetaceae. Gene Ontology annotation, molecular function: DNA-binding transcription factor activity.